ACGCGUCGCAUCGGCAUUUGGCGAGACUCCCGAAGUCAGCUAGACUGUAGACGGUCGCCAGUUCGCAGCGCAGGAAGAUGGAGUCUGAUGUGAGAUGGGAGCCUACCCUUAGAGUUUACUGCCCGUUGAAGGCAGGCAGUAUCGAUGGCACAGACACAAGACCCCAUGAUAAGGCCAUUGAAAGAGCCAUGAAGGCCAUCUACAAGCCCAAUAAAGCUGUUCAGGGUGACCCGGACUGCACGCUGUUCAUUGGAAGGCUUGAUUCUUCAACGUCAGAGCACACUCUCAGUAAGAUUUUCUCAAAGUACGGAGACAUUGUCCAUGUCCGUGUAGUACGAGACAUUGUCACUGGAAUGUCCAAGCGAUAUGCCUUCAUUGAGUAUAGCAAAGAGCGGUAUGCCUCCAGAGCACGACGGGAUGCCAACCGUUUAGCUAUUGACGGCUCAGAAAUUCUGGUUGAGUACGAAUGUGAACGAAUUCUGCCAAAGUGGAUACCAAGAAGAUUAGGUGGUGGGUUUGGUGGCAAGAAGGAGUCGGGACAGCUUCGGUUUGGAGGAUCAGACAGACCAUUCCGCAGGCCAAUCAUCAUCAGCAAGCAAGAUGACGGUAGUGGUAGAGUGGGCAGCAUUUUCAGGACUGUUUCAGUGCAAAGCUGUAGCAAAUAUCAGUGAUAAAAGACUGAUCCAAGCUAAGCAGGACAGGUGAGGCGACCAAACACUCUUAUCACGAGCUGCCAGGAAUGGGAAUCGUGUGGCAAGCGAGAGUAAACAAAAAAAUACUGAAUGGUUGUAUUCUAACGGUCUCAAAGGUCUAGCUGGUAAUGUACUCAACGUCCUACCACACUUCUAUCUACAAUGAACGACAAUUACUGUGCCAUUAAGUUCUCGGUUUAAUGCAGAUGGAACCGAAUCGACCAUGGAGUGGAAAUAAAGGUAAUAUACUCCUAAUAUCAAAACAAAAAGGAGUAUUUCAUUUCAUCGAUCUAAAAAUAAAUUAAGCAUGCACCAUGUGAUUGUUGUUUAAGAUCAUUUUGUUGCUUUUUGUGAUACCUUUCAAGACGAAACAUUCAAUAACAAAUGAAGAAGUUGACUCUUUUCUGCAAAUACAACAGUGAUUGUCGCAUUGUAUCCUUUCUGAAUAUCUUUGUUUCCAGGUUCUGAUAUAAGAAAUUUGGAUACUUCACUCUACAAAUUGAAGCACAUUAACAGAACCCGGAUAUACCGUAUCGAGAAGUUUUUACCCAAGAUGUUCUUGCUGUCAUCGCACUAAUAUUUAUUUAUUUAUAAUUUAGUAUUUAUAUUUUAUUAUUUAAUUUAUUUAUUUAUAUCUGGCACAUUUAGGGUGAAGUGAUAAUUUAGAAGACAAUGAAGAAAUUUUCAGUUUUAGGGGUGGGAGGAAAGCCCUUGGUGCAUAUUCCAGGGACUGAAAACUGAAUCCAGAUGCUAACCUAGGUGAGAUUCGAACCUGCGUCAAAGAGGUGGAAGGCGAGGAAAGAGCCACUACACCAACCUGACUCCCAGUAAUCUGGCUAAUCUUAGUCUAUACAUUUACCCCGAAGUGUCCCAUCUUUAUGUGUGUUAAGGUAUGCCAUUUCCUUUUAUUCGUUUUUUAAUAAACUUGAAAAGAUGUGUCAUAUUUUUCAUUUAUCCAUUGAAGCAGUACUAAAGUAUUACCUACGACCUUUUUUACGCUUUUAACAAAGGCAGAAUUACUUAAGUUAAUGUUCAGUGUAUUGAAUUGAAUCAAACAACACGAAAAUAACAGCGACACGUGCGUUACAGCCAGGCAGGUAUGUACAUUGCAAAUAAUAUCACUCACGAUGAUGGACAAUUGGCGUCAUCAUCACUUCCGUUGUUGUUAAUUAAAAUGCGCAACGUCUUCAAGCCGUCUCUUUCGCGACUUUUCAAAAAAUCUUGUUGAUCAGUUGGACGUUCACCCAAAACGAACUUAAUGAGAUACCCAAAAAUAUUUGAAUUCCAUCUUAUCAAUAAAGCAUUCCAUAUUUCUCAGAAAUGUUUCAUGAGUGAUCACUUUUGGCGCUAGUCGACAAUUUUCAAGGACUCUGGAGACAAAAGUCUUUCUACCUCUCUGCAUGAGAGGUAGAUUUUUGUUUAAGUAUUUAUCUUAGGAAGCAAUUGUCGAACCACAAAGAUAAGCUUGACAGUAUAAAUUUAGGAGAUACCUUUAAGUUCCAAUAAAAAUGUUUUUUCAAAUCUAUCACACAGGCGUUACUCAAUAAAAGACAGCCAUUAAGUGCCAUUCUUAAGAACUGUCUGUAUACACAAGGUCAGGGUGUGCUUGCUAGUAUUAAACAGAAAUGUAAUCUAUUCAAGUUAUGCACUGUAAUAUCAAAAAUUAUCAUGCUAUGUCUAGUGUCGGACUUGCUUUUCUGUUGAAGUCAGGGGAACUGUUACAACCAGUAAACUGAACUGGACAAAUGGGUAGAGAGACUAGAUCUUUUAUCCUUUCAUUUAGGUUGUGUAAUUCGCAUAG
Messenger RNA from Acanthaster planci (crown-of-thorns starfish), 2493 nucleotides. RefSeq names its product U11/U12 small nuclear ribonucleoprotein 35 kDa protein-like. Gene Ontology annotation, biological process: mRNA splicing, via spliceosome. The record is from RefSeq and is a predicted model, not a curated record. Gene Ontology annotation, molecular function: mRNA binding; snRNA binding. Gene Ontology annotation, cellular component: precatalytic spliceosome. Lineage: Eukaryota; Metazoa; Echinodermata; Asteroidea; Valvatida; Acanthasteridae.